AUGAGUGUUUUUUUUAAUCCGAAUAUCGAAGUGAAUGUGAUUUUGGAUCACUUGGGUCAGGAAUUAAUUUCAACAGCCUGCGUAGGUCUACUCGAACGUGCAUUUCGAUGUCUCGGAAAUGACCUGAAAGCAUUUCUAACGACACUCGACGGCGUGAAUGAUGUGGUACAACAUCAAUCUGGUACAAAUACAGAAGCUGAAUUUGUGUGUAUUGCUACUCCGGAUGCAGUCGAGCUUCAUUUUACGACUGAUCAUCCCUCCAUUGCUUAUUUACUUGUCGGUAGCCUCAAAGGCAUCGCUCGCCAAUUUUAUAAUGACAAAGCUGAUGUUUAUAUUCUACCUGAUCCGUACAACACAAAAUUUUUUAGUUUUUUUGCGAUUUCUCAAAAUCUACCGGUCCAAAUCGGUAUAAAGUGUAUUGGAAAUCUAAGUUUGGUCAAGCCCUUUCGAAUGGCACCAACCGCGAUAAAAUCGCUACGUCGCCGAGCAACGAGAGCCGCGAAACGCUCCCCAAGCCAGGACGAGUAUUCAAAAGAGUAUAAGCAGGCCAAAAAGACGCUAAACCGAGCCAUCAAAGCAAGUAAAGCGAAGUUGUGGAAAGAGAUCUGCAAUGAUCUCGACAAUGACCUCUGGGGUAAAGCCUACCAAAUUGUCGCCAAACGACUUGGAAAGGCUUCACCAGAGGCACCGAAGUCUCCUGCCAUGAUGGACAGCAUUUUGUACUAUACAACUAUACUACCAUGCACUUCUGGUACUACUUAUACUACUGGUGCUACUUAUGCCGCUAGACAACUACUUCGUCCUAGUUUUUUCGUGGAUGCUUCAUCCUAUCACGUACCGCACAGACUCAAGAGGUUACCGGUUUUUCACGGUCCAGUAGCUCAUUUGAAUACGAAUACAUUUGAAUUUUAUUGA
This is a messenger RNA of Cotesia congregata, 915 nucleotides long. The record is from the annotation of a GenBank genome assembly. NCBI's taxonomy places the organism in Eukaryota, Metazoa, Arthropoda, Insecta, Hymenoptera, Braconidae.